AUGGCAGAUGAUCUAACAAAGAUGUGGGGGAAUUUUUCCCUCUCUGAUGAGGAAGGGGAGGAGUUGGAGAUUAAGAGUAUCUCCUUGGUAGAUUCGGUGAAAAGAGGCCAAUCUUGCUUGGUGGGAAAAUUGGUGUCGGAUAGGAUGGUGAGCAAGGAGAUCAUCCGAUCGAAAUUGAUCAGAGGAUGGCGGCCAACUGGAUCACUAUCUUUCAAAGUCCUAGGGGACAAUCUAUUUCUGCUUGAUUUUGAGCACUCCUGGGAUAAAUCACAUGUGUUGGAAGGGCGUCCAUGGGUCUUCGAAGGGAGUCUUUUUGCUGUGGAGGAUUUUGAUGGGGUGACGCCGCAGGCAGAGAUUGAGUUCGAGAAAGUUGCUUUCUGGGUUCGAAUGCUUAACAUGCCUCUGGCAUGCAUGUGCAAGGACGUCGGUCUUCAGAUUGGUGCUUCCUUGGGCAGUGUAGAAGAGGUGGAUACAGAUGAAGAAGGGAUUGGGUGGGGGGAAUAUCUUCGGGUUAGAAUUAAACUAGACCUAAAGAGGCCUCUACUCCGUGGAAAAACGCUCAAGGUUGAGGGGCGAGUUGUCAAGGUGGUCUUUCAGUAUGAAAAACUGCCAAGAUAUUGUUUCCAUUGCGGAUGCAUCAGUCACGGGAGGGCAGGCUGUCAAAGCCCAAAGAGAGCUCUGAUGAAGGGGGAGAAACCUCGAUUUGGUCCCUGGUUGAGGGCUGAGUCUCCAACGAGGAGGCGUGAGAGAGAGUGGCACUGGCGUGGUGGCUCGGGGGAGCAUGGUGGGGAGCGGUUCUCCAUGACAGGGGGUAGUUACUUUCAGCAUACUGCAGGAAAUAAGUCGAGGAAAUAG
Messenger RNA from Corylus avellana, 855 nucleotides. The record is from RefSeq and is a predicted model, not a curated record. NCBI's taxonomy places the organism in Eukaryota, Viridiplantae, Streptophyta, Magnoliopsida, Fagales, Betulaceae.